Messenger RNA from Coregonus clupeaformis (lake whitefish), 1875 nucleotides. Its product is annotated as serine/arginine repetitive matrix protein 1-like. Bases 4 to 1683 code for a protein of 559 amino acids. The record is from RefSeq and is a predicted model, not a curated record. The transcript is spliced from 6 exons. NCBI's taxonomy places the organism in Eukaryota, Metazoa, Chordata, Actinopteri, Salmoniformes, Salmonidae.
GAGAUGGAGCGAGAGAGACAAGGAGAGAGGGAGAUGGAGCGAGAGAGACAUGGAGAGAGGGAGAGAAAGUCACUCAGUUCAGCUCGGACUCAGCUCCAGACCCACUCCUACCCCUAUCCCCAAGCCCAGAUCGAGGCCCCUCGUUCAGCCUUCCAACCGGUCAACACCCCUCUCCUCCAGGACAACCAGACUCCACAUCAGGGGUACCCACCAUGGGGCUACACACCAACAGAGGAGUAUCCUGCGCCAUCCCGGCCAUUACCACGGGAACAGACACAAAUCAACAGGAAGAUCAGUCUGACCGAGAGGGACUACCCGCAGUACAGACGUGAUUCCUGCACCAGGCCACCAGAUUGCGCUUUAACAGUUACACCAGACCAAUACCAGCACCACCCGGGUGGAGGUGGUUGGAGCGGCAGGCUGUCUGCCUUUAGUAUGGAUGACCACACAUCUUUAUCAUCAUCUUCAUCACAAAGAAGCAGGGCCAUGUUGGAGAACAAUCUAUGCUUUGACUCCACAUACUGCCGUGCUUCACCCUCAGAUGCUACAGCGACACCGCUUUCAGAGCUGGAGGAGGGAGGCGGGGUUGGUGGAGUGGGAGGAGCUCGGGGAGUGGUUACCAGGAAGAAAACCCCACCCCCUCCCAGGCCGCCUCCCCCCAAAUGGGAGGAGUUCCACCGAAGGAGAGCGUCCCACCACACCCUCUCCUCCUCCUCCACCACGUCUUCCGUCCAUCCGUCGGUAAACCCCACCUCCCCUCCUCUCCCUUUCACUCCACCAGAGGGUCCACCCUCUCACCCUUCUCACACCCCCUGUCCCACCGAAACGUCCAAAAUGACACGUCAGCGCUCCUACAGCGUCCCGCCUCAGAGGGAGGAGCUAGAGGGGUGCCAGCGCUGUAGCCUGAGCCAGCUCCAAGAACGCCCCUUUUCACAAGCCCCGCCCAGUCCUGGGUUCACACGCAGGACCUUCCGGCCGGUGGCUCCGCACCAUAGAGAGAGAGACACACCCACUCGCCAUAACGACUCACUGCCCCCUCUACCACCAUCAGACAACACUGCCAGGCUAUGCAACAUGGAUGAUCAAGAUCGCUCUGCUGUGUUGAAGCCCAUCUCUCAUAGACAGCAGAGGACCGGGGCUGAGUGGGAGAGAACUCCAUCUCCCAGGAUGCAUAGCGUCUCAGCCCUACCCACCAUAGAGAAUGGUGCUAUAUCUCCAGAGUCCUACUUCGCUAUGAGCUACAAGCAGCAGCAACAGAACAGUAGAAGAUUCCGGAAUCACCCCCACAACAACAACAACAACAACAAACCAGAAUUGGAACCAGAGUUGGAACAGGAAGUGGACAUCCCCAUGGAAACAGACAUUGAUGACUUCCAGGAGGAGGGGCUUCCUGAGAAUGAAGAGCCAAUCAGGACAGAGCUCCAGUGUUUUGCUCUGCCUGUCACGGUUCUGGAGACAGACAUCGAUACGCUGCCUGACCAGGAGGCCUCGCCAGCGGGUAGGAAGACGGCAGAGAGUGGGUCCCUGGAUGGGGAGAUGGAGGACCAGGGGAUGGGGACCAGAGAGGGACUCAUGGAGGAGCUAUUACCCCAGAGCGGUGAGGGCGAGGCGGGCACGGAGAGCUGUAGAGGGGCCUACCGUAGCUCAAACCUGGAGAACAACACCGACAGCCUGGACAGGUAGGUGGACUGUGUGUAUUUGGGGUUUAUGCAUUUGCUCAUUCAUGUCACAUACAUAUUGCUCUAAUAAAGGACUAUAUCUCUCAAAGACAAAACAAUGCAUUUGUCAGCAAAAGCAAAUAAACAUAGUUUAAUGUCUUUAUGGACUUAUAUUAACAUUUACAUUAUUACGUAACAUAUAUUUACAUGUCAUUUG